CAAAGCAUUAUGGGAUACUGGCGUACACAACAACGGACCUACUGUGAUGGCGACCAACAUUGAGCAGAUUUUCAGGGAUUUUGUUAUGAAUAAGAUUAAAGAAAUUGCAGAUGAAUCUGAAGAUAACAGUCAUACAGAAGAGCCUCAAUCUAAACCUGUCACAGAAUCAAAACAGGAUGGACUUGAAACAGGACAGAUGAACAUAUCAACAGAUAAAGUCAUGCUCACUGACCCGCUGGAUGACCGCGGUACAGAGGAUAACACCACAAAACACAGGAAAAACAAGAAGCACAAAAAACACAAAAGUAAAAAGAAGAAGAAAAAACGCAAGGAAGGAAAAGACAGCAGCACAGAGACGCAGUCCGACAGAGAAAUUCAAGACGGUGGGAAGAAAAAGAAAAGAAAGAAAAAGAAGAAAUACAGAGAUGCUGACAAAGUAAAGCGGUCUCGCUCGAGGUCCGAAAGCUCUUCUGCAUCUGCGUCAGAAUCCGAGUCAAAACCUUCCAGUGAAAAUGCUAAGACCUCGAAAUCAGAGCUCAACAGUAAACCUGGUCUGGGUACAUCUCCGUUACCUGACAUUAUUCCCAUGAUAGAAAUUUCCAUCCACAACAAUGCCAAGGACAAGAAAAGAAGCUCCAGUAUGUCAUCUAAAAAAGAUGAAAAGCGAACCAGAUCAAGAUCACCCAAGACAAGACACAGAUCAAGAUCCAGAUCUUCUAAACGACAUCGCCGAUCAAAGUCAACAUCCAAAUCUAGAAAGAGGCCUCAUCAGCGAAGAGAGAAAAGUAGAUCUCCUUCUGGGAAACGUAAGAAACGAUCCCGGUCCCGUUCGGUCAGAAGAAGCUCCAGGUCGCGCUCUAGACGAAGCAGAUCAAGAUCAAGGAAGAACAGAAGAUCUGCAUCAAAGUCUCGAUCCAGGAGUAAGACUAAAUGUUCAAAAUCGCGAUCCAGAUCAAAAUCGAAGUCUGUUUUAAAAGAAACACAAAAGGAAGCUGAACCAGUUGAGAAUGAGAAAGUUCAAAUAGUUGAAAAUUCUGAAGUGCAAACAGAAGAAACAACAGAGAAAAGUCCGUCAGUGGCUGUAAACUUAGACACCAAGUUGCCUGAGACUGUCACGGAUGGCUUAAAUUCUAAUCUUAAUGCGGUUGUUGUCAAAGGAUCUUGGCGACCGGUUCCCUUUUUAGUACAAAGUAGAGAUGUGCCAGAGUGCCAAUCUUCUCAGAAGUGCAUUACGCCUGAGGUGCCUUUGGAAGUGCUCGAUGUAUCUGCAGAACCCUCAACAGGUGCAUGUAAAGAUUCAGAGGAUAGCAUCAACCCUGACGAGAAAGACACCACACCAGAUAUACAGAUCGCUACACAGAGAGAUUCAAAGUCACCAUCCAAGUCUCCCAGCCAACAAAGAUCAACAAAAUCCAAAUUACCUGCGAGAUCUAGAUCAAAGUCAUCUUCACAGCACGAGGACAAGAAGUCCAAGUCCAGAUCACCCUCAGAAAGAAAGAAAAAGUCCAAAGCAAAGCACAAACGGUCUAAGUCGAGGUCACCAAAAAGGAAAAGGUCAAGGUCUCGAUCAUCAGGCCGACGCAGGAGAUCCAGAACUCCAGACAGAAGCAAACGAUCUAAAUCAAGGCGGAAGUCGCGCUCUCGUUCGAGGAGGAGGUCUGGAUCCGGCUCGGGCUGGAGAAGAGGUUUCGGGAGUCGAACUUUAAAUCAGAGGGACAGAUGGAGACGGGAACCAAGCCGUUCUCCUGUUCUCAUUCUCCGGAAGAAGAGAUCGACGUCCAGAAAUCGCCGUAGCACCAGCAAGACGCCUCCACGUCUGACAGAGCUCGAUAAGGAACAGCUGUUGGAAAUAGCUAAAGCUAACGCCGCGGCUAUGUGUACCAAGGCGGGGGUGCCCAUUCCUGAGAGCCUCAGACCCAAAACUAUCCUCCAACUACCCUUGUCAGGUCCAAACUCUUCAUCUUUGUCCCUACCGUUGUCUGGGAGUCUCAUGACUAUGAACGCUGCUAUGGCUAGCAUGACUGCGGCCACUAUGAGUGCUGCUCUGUCCAGUUUUGGUGCUCUGGCUUCACUGUCACACAUGGCUCCAUUACCCACAAUCGUCAACAAGCCACCUGCGUCAUCAGCACCUAAUAGUCAACACCUAGCCAGUAUUGAGGAGGCCAAAAGGAAAGUAACAAAACAGGCUAACAGCUUCAGCAUCAAAGAGCUGACAGAGAGAUGCAAGAAGAUCGUUGAGAGCAAGGAGGAGAUGGCCAUUGCAAAACCACAUGUGUCAGAUGAUGAAGAUGAUGAGCAGGGGUUUGGGACAUCGUCCCUUAAGGAGACUAAGGGCAUUGCUUUCAGUCUUGGUAAUACCUCACUAAAGCCAGGCGUCCGAGCUGAAGCUGCAUUUGCUAAGGAGUUCCCGGUGUCUUCAGGCUCACAGCACAGGAAGAAGGAGGCUGAUGGUGCCUAUGGUGAAUGGGUGCCAGUCGAAAAGAAGACAGAAAAGCCGCCUGCCUCAGGUCCUGCUGUGACCGAGGAACCCACCAAGAGCAAUGACAGUGUCUUUCCUGAAGCACCUUCUCAGCCAGUGGACAUCACGUUGGCUGUCAGUGAGCGCGCUGUGGCCCAGAAGAGGCUGGCGGAGAACCCUUUCGACAUCAACGCCAUGUGUAUGCUCAGCCGGGCUCAGGAGCAAGUGGAUGCAUGGGCCCAGUCCAACACUAUUCCAGGUCUCUUCACAGGCUCGACAGGUGCUACGGUGCUCUCGUCCGAAGAGCUGUCUAACAGCGGUCCACAGGCUUGGAUUAAGAAGCAGAUGCUUUUCUGGAUGGGCACCUCACUAUUCUCAUCAAUAAAGUGUCUUAUGAGAGGGUGACAUGGAGGAGCGUGUGAAGUAAGUCCUCUGACCUCAUCAGGCAAAUUGAAAAAGUCCCAAUGUACAAUUUCGACUCUCAAAUCUGAUUGGAUGAGCCACUUUCAAAGCACCUGUUACUACAUAUUUGAAUUCUGUAUUAAUGUGCCAUGUUUGGCAACUAUAAAAAGCUUUCAGUUAGGCUAACAAGCUAUUUUACUCUUUUAAAGUUGGUAAUAAAUGUAAUUAUAUGUUGAACAUUGCUUAGGGGGAUUUUAGGCACUCCAGUAAAAUCAAUGUAACACAUGGCCUCUCAUGACUUAGUGCUUCAAAAUCCUCUUUUAUGCACAAUGUACACAGCUUAGAAACCUUUAAACCAGACAUGCACACUUAUGUUUCGUAUUAAGAAACGUAUUGUCCUAAAGGCUUUGGAUGCUAACCACUGUAUAAUCCCACCCUAUAAAUAGUGGCAAAAUACCAUGACCUCAUUUGAAACGGUCCACAAAAAAUAGCAGGGUCUUUCUAUGCAACAUUUCCAAGCUAAAAGACCUCAAAUGUGGGAUAAUGAUGGAGCUCAAUGUGUGGGUCCCAAAUUGUUCAAAUUCUACAUAGGGUGACUUGCUUGAUGAUGCACUUAAAGGUGACCAAGUAAGUCCCAGUUUUCUGUCCAAAAAUCAUAUUAUGUGAUGAAUUCCAGGUGAACUUUCCAACAAAUAUUUGACCUCAAUCAAAACAAUCUUGCUUCCAUUGGGAUCAGAAAGGAUUCAGUGGGAUUUGGCAUCCAUUGCCAGUGGCUACAAGGUUCCAAAGCUCAAGCUUGUUUCUGUGCCCGUGGAGCUGGUGGGGUGUAUGGGGUUGGGUCACAGAUGGAAGAGGGGUGGGGGCUCACAGUCUGACCUGUGAACUCUCACCCCUCUGUAUGGAAACUUGUUGCAGGGUCAGUCCUUGUAGCUGCCUUGUUGCCAUGGUCACAGUCAGGCCCCUUCUAUUCACGUCAGAUGCUCGGGGGCCGAUGAUGGGGGCCUAGGUACGUACGUCAUCCAGCACCCUUCCUUCAAUUCAUGUGGAUUUGUGUGAACUGAUGAUUUCUACUAUAUGCUCCUGUGUGUUUCAACUGAACCGGCUCAGAACCUGAGUUCUGUUCAGGAUGGUAUCGGCCCAUUGAAGGGCUGCAACUUAAAGUACUCAUGUCUUACCUACAAAUGUAAAAUUAAUUAUUCUAGUUUAGUCCUUUAGACUGCUUUAGGUGAGAAUAGAAAAGACUCUACCUUUAAACUGUUCAGGUAAAUUCUGAAGGCUGCUAAGUUAUAAAUCUAGUAGAUGACAAGACUUGUCCGUACUUGAUAUGCAGCUCCAAUUGAAUUGACGUGAUUUGAAGUGACGUGACCGUUUCGACAAUAAACAAAUCUCUCACGAGUUUCCCGUUUCUUUCCGUUUGCUUCCUCCUCUUUCUCUCUCUGUGCUUCUGUCUGUUCGGCUGCAUUCAGGAUCAAUUCCUGCGGGCAGCACCUGUCUCGGGUGGGA
Messenger RNA from Paramisgurnus dabryanus, 4363 nucleotides. It is a transcript of the gene sonb, whose product is annotated as SON DNA and RNA binding protein b. The record is from RefSeq and is a predicted model, not a curated record. Gene Ontology annotation, biological process: regulation of cell cycle; regulation of mRNA splicing, via spliceosome. NCBI's taxonomy places the organism in Eukaryota, Metazoa, Chordata, Actinopteri, Cypriniformes, Cobitidae. Gene Ontology annotation, molecular function: RNA binding.